Hibiscus syriacus is the source of this 345-nucleotide messenger RNA. Its product is annotated as transcription initiation factor TFIID subunit 11-like. The coding region runs from base 1 to 345 and encodes 114 amino acids. The record is from RefSeq and is a predicted model, not a curated record. Lineage: Eukaryota; Viridiplantae; Streptophyta; Magnoliopsida; Malvales; Malvaceae. The transcript is spliced from 2 exons.
AUGAGGGGCGGAGCUCUCUAUUUAUAUUUGAGGCCCUCAAGAUCCAACAGUCUAGAUCAAAGUACAUCAACGGCUUAUAUUGAAUCCUAUCUUAUCAAGAACUCUACCUCUAAGGAGGAUAUGGGAACAAAAUACCUAGUUCGACUGGUGGCUCGUGUUGAAGAUGAGGAAGAUGCUAGUGAUUUCGAACAAGACGAGAAUGGUGAGGAUGAUGACAACAAGGAUGAAGAUGUUGACGAUGAUGAAAGUAAUGGUGGAAAAAUUAAAACCCCAUCCAAGAGGAAGAGAUCAAACAAAGAUUAUGAGGACGAUGAUAGCGGAGAAGAUGAUGAGCGACCCUCCUAG